Sorex fumeus (smoky shrew) is the source of this 1297-nucleotide messenger RNA. It is a transcript of the gene MYADML2, whose product is annotated as myeloid associated differentiation marker like 2. The coding region runs from base 295 to 1218 and encodes 307 amino acids. The record is from RefSeq and is a predicted model, not a curated record. Lineage: Eukaryota; Metazoa; Chordata; Mammalia; Eulipotyphla; Soricidae. Gene Ontology annotation, cellular component: membrane. The transcript has a single exon.
AAAGGGUUAAUGGUCCCACCGGGGCUGAGGGCUGAGGUGCGACCAGGUCAGAUGUUCCUCCAAAGGGGACAGCCGGCUGGGCUUAGCCGGUGAGCAGGCUGGGUGCAGGGCUGUCCCGGUGCCUAUUUAUAGCCCGAGGGUUGGGGGGCGGGGAGGCGCUGCCUGCUGCAAUGUCACCCGCGUCAUCUCUGCUGGAGGCGCAAGCUGCGGGCACCUACCGCUGCCCCCGGAGGGGACAGAGGGGCCCGGGCCCUUCAGGGACCCCCGGGUGCACGUGAGGCGGGGGCUGGCCAGAUGGGCAGCACCUUGGAGCCCCCUGGGGGGGGCUACCUGCAGCUGGGGGCCAUCAUGUCCCCCGUGGGCACUGCCCGCGUGCUACAGCUGGCCUUUGGCUGCACCACCUUCAGCCUGGUGGCCCACCGGGGUGGCUUCGAGGGCGUCCAGGGCACCUUCUGCGUGGCUGCCUGGGCCUUCUGCUUUGCCCUGUCGGCGCUGGUGCUGCUCUGUGAGCUCACGCAGCUGCACAGUUGCCUGCGCCUGUCCUGGGGGAACUUCACGGCGGCCAGCGCUAUGCUGGCCACAUUGCUCUCGGCCACCGCGGCCGUGAUCUACCCGCUCUACUUCACCCGCAGUGGGUGCCUGCCUGGUCCCACCGGCUGCACCACCCGGGACUUCCGCCUGGCGGCCAGCGUCUUCGCAGGGCUACUCUUCCUGGCCUACACCGCCGAGGUGGCACUGACGCGUGCGCGGCCCGGCCAGGUGGCCAGCUACAUGGCCACGGUGUCGGGGCUCCUCAAGAUUGUCCAGGCCUUCGUGGCCUGCAUCAUCUUCGGGGCGCUGGCCCACGACAGCCAGUCUGGGCGCUAUGCCGCCACACAGUGGUGUGUGGCUGUCUACAGCCUGUGCUUCCUGGCCACGGUGGUCGUGGUGGCCCUGAGUGUGAUGGGCCAUGCCGGGGGCCUGGGCUGCGCCUUCGACCGCCUGGUGGUGCUGUACGCGCUCCUGGCCGCGCUCCUGUACGUCAGUGCGGCUGUCAUCUGGCCCGUCUUCUCCUUCGACCCCAAGUACGGCCAGCCCCUGCGGCCACCAGACUGUGCCCGCGGCAGCUGCCCCUGGGACAGCCAGCUCGUCGUGGCCAUCUGCACCUACGUCAACCUGCUGCUGUACGUCGUGGACCUCGCCUACUCCCAGAGGAUCCGCUUUGUGCCUGCCCUGUAGACCCGCCAGCACCGUAGGGCGAGCAGGUGAACAAAUGGACUCGGGGACCGGCUGGAGGCUCGGAGCUGCUGGGGUGGGG